AAAUUUAUUCUUGUGAUACAGACAUUCCCUCCAAAGUAGACAAAGAUACAGCAUCCUUGGAUGUUUUUAAACGGCAUUCAUUUAUUUGGCAAAUGUUCACUGAGUGCCUAGUAUAUGUCAGGCACUGUUCUGGAUACAUUAAUAAUACACAGGUUUUACUUGAAGAUGACUUCAACUUCUGUGGAAAUAAAAUUAGAACCAAGAGUCAACCUGGAGCAAUGAGAUCGAGGUCUCUGCUGUGAUGGGAAGGAUUCUCUGGCUUUCUGGGCCUUGAUUUUCUGGUCCGACAAGUCUAUCUGUCCUGUAGUAUCAUGAUUGAUAAGCAACUGAAGAGUACUUCUGUAAACAUUAAUUCCAACAAGGAUAUGGUAUUUACUUAAUCUCACUUUAAGUUCACUAUCUGUAUUGUGAACCAUUUUGCUUUUAGAAACAUGUGUUUUAAUCCUAAGAUUAGUCCUUGUCCUUUGAAGACUACAGAACUAUCAAAGGCACUGUCAGAAAGGGUCCUUGGGUUAUUACCAAGUAUAUUUGAGUUUCAAAGACCUCCGAUAUCUAUGUGAACUAAGUGAAUGAUACGAUCUGUUACUCAAAAAUCUGGAAAUAUGUCAGAUGCCAAGUAGUUCCCCAUCUAAUUUAGUCAGGUCAUUUGUUCUCUACUCAACAGCAAACAAGACCUGACCUCCAUCAUGAUGUGGGGACAGAGGCUGUGUUUUUGGGGCCCAUCAGGGGCCACCCUUGAUAGGACCAGUGGAGUGUGGAGUACUCAGGUUGAGUUGAGGCUGGGAUGUCUAAAGUUUACAAGAUUAUUUUUCAGCCCUUGAGUUAAGAUUGCUGCAAGGGCUCCAGUGUGAGCCACCAACAUCAUUGAUACCAGCUCUCUGCUUUAGUGGGCUCAUCCAGCCUCAUCCACAAAUAUACUUCAGAAAGAUGGCUGAGACCUGACGGGAGGGAGGAGACUGGGUGGCAGGGGCCAACGGGGAUGCUGUACAGAAGCAGGGCAGGAGGCCAGCAAGUGACUGAAGAUUUCCUCCCUCCGAACUGGCUGGAUCCUUUUGAUGGAGAGUCUAAGACAUCAGCUUAGACACAGACCCGACAGAGAGAAAAGCUUGUCUGAUUUCUCGCUCAUUUCUAGGUAACUCAUGGCAGUUCACCCCACCUCCUGACUUCUCCAGGUUCCUCCACAAAGUGGUUCUCAGAUCUGAAUCCCCCAGCCCUAGAAACAGGAAGAAUAACUUCCUCCCAGUUUAUUUAACAAGAACACACCCAUAGCACUUGCUGUAUGCCAGGCACUGUUACACGUGUUUUAAAGUAUUAAUUUAAUACUUAUUUUAAAAUUCUAUGAUGCGGGCUCAAUUAUUAUGCUCAUUUUACAAGUGAGAAAACUGAGGCAUUGCAAGGUUUAGUGAUUUAUCCCAAGGUCAAAUAAUCAGUGACCAAGCUGGGAUUGGAGCCCAGGCAGCCUGGCUCUAGAAUCCAUGCUCUUGCCCAGUAAACUACACUGCAAAAGAUGCCAUCUGCUCCCCAGGAUUAACCAUUUCUGAAGGUAACUGGCAGUGAAGACAUUUAUUCUCUUCUGGGUAAAGCCCUAUCUUUGCCUACCAAGGUAAAGUCUUGGCCCCUAGACCAUCCCUAGGGGGCCCCUAGACCCCACAUCCAAUGUGGGGAAGUUUUUAAAGUUUUGGAUUAUUCAGACUAAUCUGUGGUCAAUACAGAGCAUCUUUAUUUAAAUACAUAUUCAAGUUAGUGUCAAAAAGAGUGCACAAAGUGCUGCUAGCACUGGAAUUAGAUGUUUCCUUACUGACCUCUGGUAUCUCCUGAUAAUAGGCCCCUCCUGCUUAGUGUUGGGAAAGUCCCAGAUUGAUCUAGACACAACUAACAGCUGAUACGAAAGAUUUGUCCUGGAAUCACAUGUCUCCUCUCUAAAAUCCAGCAAACAGCAAUACUCCCUAAACCUGGAGAAUCUCAUUGUUGCUGACCACAUGCCCAUCACCAAGGAGCCUGCAGGAAAGCCCAAGACAAAAAGGGGAGCAGGUGUCACUGGGUGGCGCCUUGAUCACCAUGAGGGUGUGCCACAGUUCAAAGAGAAACAAGAGAGAAGACCCCAAGGGAGGGCAGUUCUAAUAUCCACUGACUCCACACCCGCACCCCUUAAUUCAGAAAUCCAUCAGACAUGACAAAUUAGAAACUGAUUCUGCUGGUAUGCAAUUCAGAAAGUCUACAUUUGAGGAAAGAUAUAAACAUUGACUAAUGGCUUUUUUAUCUAGGGGUCAUUUCAUUGCUUUUCUAAAUUAUGUAAAUAUCCAAACAUCAAACACUAGAAUUUUUUUUUGCCUUUUCAACUGCAUUUGAUAUCAAAAUCUAUUUCCUUAAUACCUCUGGGUUACUUGCCAUAACUUACACUUGUAAUAAGUAGCAGAAAAAAAUUAAUAAGAAAGCACUGUGAGUGUAAGUUGCUUGCAUAAACUGGAUACAUCUGGAGCUACCAAUUUAGAGAAACUUGUGAAUGGUUCCCCAGAGCACAGAUGUGCAAUGGAUGGUAGAGGAAAGAGGAAGAAGAUAACAGAGCAGGCUGUAUUGCAGCAGACCUCGUGAAUCCCAAAGUGCUCCAAUGUGGAAGUGAGAUCUAGACCCCAGGAUUUAUGAGAUGGAUGUGUCCCCAGGUGUUGUGAGAGAGAAGCCAAGUCACACAGGAAGAGUUCUAAAUGGAAGGGUGUCUCACAGGACAGACUCAAAGAGGACUCAGCAGCUGUCUUCACAUUUUACACUCCCUUUAAUUUGAAGAGUCUCCUCUCUAGCUCCAAAGACAAAGUGAAAGAGACAGAUUUUCAAUACAAAGAAAAACUUAGAAGUCAGCCUAUCAGCAAGUGGAAAGUGUUUUCUUACAGGGCAGUGAAUUCUCCAUUGUAGGUGCUCAAAUGGAGAUAGGAAAAAACCAAGAGUUGGGACAUCAGAAAGUCAUUCUUCUAUGAGACUGACUUUUCAGUCCAUGAGAUUGGACUGAAAAUUAGAAAAUUCUUCAGCUUCCUUGUAUAUCUGAGAUUCCAAUGUCCUGUGAAAAUAAGAGAAUUUGGCUACUUUAUGAAACAGCAAGGUUAAGCAGCCUAAAAACAGUAGAAAAAAACACCAACAAGGUGGGUUAUUUUUUCCUUCCCAAACUCUAAGCAAGGAAACCUAAGAGGAAGAACUGGCCAGCCCAGCCAUAAUAACACCUGGCACCUGGGCAGUGCUUACCGUGGGCCAGGCUCCGGUCUAAAUGAUCUUCAGACCUCAGCUGGGUUGAUUCUGAACAAUUCUCAGUAGUGGCUCCUGAGCAGUGGAACUGGGACUUGAACCCUGGAAAGCUGACUCCACAGCCCCUGCUCUUAAUCACUCCACCCCUGCCGCAGUGCUGUAAGAAUGCAGGGCAUUCAUUUCCUGUGGCUGCUGGAACAAUGGACGGCAGUCUCAGUGUCUUCAAACAACAUAAACAUGUUCUCUCACAGUUCUGGAGGCAGAAACUGAAAUCGAGGUGUUGGCAGGGCCAUGCUGUCUACAAAGUCCAGCUGUUGGUAACCCAGACAUUCCUUGGCUUGUGACAGCAUCACUCCAAUCUCUGCCCCCAUCUUCACAUGGCCUUCUUCCCUCUGCGACUCUUUUCCUUUUCUUUAUAAGGACACCAAUCGAUCGGAUGAGGGCCCACCCUAAUCCAGAAGGACCUCAUCUUAACUGGAUUAUGGCUGUAACAACCCUCUUUCCAAAUAAGGCCACAUUCACAGGUGCCAGGGGUUAGGACUUCAACAUAUCUGUUUGGGGGAUGCAAUUCAACCCCUUACAUACUGUACCAAACUGGAGGCACCUAGAAGUGUUGACUCCAAUUGGUAGCGCAGUCCUUGAGGAAAAUGACGACCCAAGCAAAUGUUUCCUUCCAUCUCUGCUCUACCCCGUUUCAGAUGUUAUAGAAAAAUUACGGGAGGGCAUUGUUCUGGAGUGAGCUCCUGCACUAGGUCCCAACAGACCAAACUAAAGUGGAGUCACUCAUGCUAAGUGCCAUUUAACCAAGCUGAAACUUUAAGAAAGCUGGUGGUCCCCAAAUAGACCAGUUUUUCUUGAAAACAAGAGUCUCAGCAACCCAUCAGAAAGUGUUCAGUCUACCUGAGUCAGAGUAAUAAGGAAGUCCCAUUUGCUUUAACCAUGACGAGAAAAGUAGUCUGAAGUAAGCUGACACUAACCAAUCAACCUUUAAAAUAAUACUGUUUCCUUGUUCCCACCUUACAAAACCACUGUUCUGCCAUUCCCCAGUGGGAACUCUAAUUCUAUUUUAUAGAAUGGAGGCUACUGGAUUCAUGAAUCAUGAAUAAAAGCCAAUUUGAUCUGUAAAUAAUUUUGUCUUUUGACACAAGGAGAACACCACCUCCCCUCUCACAAGCUGUGUUUAUGACAAUGAUGCCAGAGGUAGCCUCUUCACAUCCCUUUAUGAUUCAUUCAGUAUGGCCAAUGAAAAUCUUUUACUAAAAUUGUGCACUUGCUUCACCCUGGGCUCACACAUCUUACUCCUCUGCUGGAGGGCUAGAAGACCAUCCCCUCAAUCCUGGUACUUUUUUUCUUCCUUACCACUGAGUCAGGGAGCUGAGAGGUUUGGAAGUCAGUGGGAAUCCACACAGAGAAAGGACUGGAUUUAGAUUGGGCUGUUUUCCCUCUGAGCUUUGUCCUGUUGGCUUCCCUAUCUCCUCAACACCACCUGCCUCCCGCAUCCACCGACACACACAUCUCCAGAAUGUAACUCUCCUGGCUGACAGGGAAGCACAUUAUUUAUGGCCGUAUUAUCCCCUCUGCUCAAAAACAAAUGAGCUCACCGAAGUGUACACCUGCAUUUAUCUGAGACCAUGUUUAUAAAAUUCAUGAAUAUGGAAAUGGGCAGCCAUCUCCCAGAAUCCCUCACACCAAGAGAACUGGCACUGUCUGCUGUAGGUGUAAACCUCUUCCCUUGAAGGCUCAACAACUUCUACCCAGAAGAAGAAAAGAACAGCAUAUUCUUUCUCAUACACACACACACACACACACACACACGCACACAGUAUAUACCACCAGUCUGUGGUCUUGGAAGCAAAGUUUAAUAAUUGAAUAGCUCAAGCACUAAACUCUUACAUAUUAUUAAGAUACUAUCCUAAUAUGUCUCAUUUGUCAAAGAUGGAAAAGUUUUGAUAUGACAUAAGGGUUUCAAUCCCAAUAGGAAUAUUAAUGGUAACAAUAAAAAUAACAUAGCAACACAGUUUCUGUUGAAUGCCUGCCACAUGCCAGCAACUGCUUUGAUAAUUAAAGAAUUAUAUCUUAUGUUGAUUAUAAUCCUUAUAAUGGCUUCCUGGGUAAGAAAGGUUUAUUCCUGUUUUACAUUUGAGGAGAAGACUAGGGUUCAGAGAGGGUGCAGAAGUGAGUUACACUUUUGCCAACCAGGCCAGAAGAUGAAAGCCGCUGGAUUGGGAAAUGCUUUUGUAUCAAAAGCACAAAAUGAAGUGGCUAGUGUUACUUGUUGGAAAAAAGUUAACUUUGGCAAGCAUAAAUAUAAUUCAGUAUUUGAGCAAUACUUUUAGGAGGGUAACAGAGUGGUUCAUGUGAAUUCUCCAAAAUGCCAUCAUGAAAAUUUUGAUGAUGAAAAUCACCUAAAACUGCUAAUUACCUGUCUUAGCCUGUCUAGGGCUACAAAGUACCAUAUGCCGAGUGGCUCAUAAACAAUAGAAAUUUAUUUCUCACAGUGGAGGCUGGAAGUCAGAGUGCCAGAAUGGUCGAGUUCUGGUGAGGGCUCUUCCAGGUUGCUGUCAACUCUUUGCAUCCUUAGGUGGUGGCAAGAGGGCUAGAAAGUUCUUUGGAGUCUCUUUUAUUGUAUUUUAUUUUUUGGAGACAGUCUCACUCUGUCCCCCAGGCUGGAGUGCAGUGGUGCGAUCUCAGUUCACUGCAACCUCCACCUCCUGGGUUCAAGCAAUUCUCAGGCCUCAGCCUCCUAAGUAGCUGGGAUUACAGGUGCCCACCACCACACCUGGCUAAUUUUUGUAUUUUUAGUAGAGACAGGGUUUUGCCAUGUUGGCCAGGCUGGUCUUGAACUCCUGACCCCAGGCGAUCCACCUGCCUCGGCCUCCCAAAGUGCUGGGAUUACAGGCAUGAGACACCGCACCCAGCCUCUGGAGUCUCUUUUAUAAGGAUACUUACUAUUCUCAUCCAUGAAGGCUCCACUCUCAUGACCUAAUCACCUCACAAAGGCCCCACCCCUUAAAACCAUCACAUUGGGCUUAGGAUUUCAACAUACAAAUUUUGGGGGGACAUAAACUUUCCAUCCCUAACAUUACCCAAAUAGUAUCUAUAUAGUCAUUUCUAAAUAUACACGUAUUUAGAAAUUUCUAAAUAGCCAGUAAACAUACAACUGACUUGGCCUUGAUAUAAAUGUUUUCAUUUUCUUUUAUUUUCAUUCUACAUGACAUAUUUUGGGUAAUUAUAAAAUAAUUAAAAUUAGUUGAUAAAGUAUGGAAUUAGAAUAAAAUAAUUUUCUAUUACUAUCUAAGCCAUGAAAUGAAUUAGGAGAUGCUGUUUUCAGUGAAACGUCUUCUAAUUUUUAAAGUGCAUUGUCCAAUUCCUUUUUAUUUUGUGAAGAUUUUAAAAACUUAAAAAAAGUCUUCAAAUUGUUUGUGCCUUGCAUUUCUUUAAAUCUUAUGUUUACACAUCAUGUGCUGCUAGUUGCUAGUCAUUUUCUCUAUCCCCUGCCCCAGACCCUCUCUUUCUCAGGAAAGGAUAUCCAGGGAUCCGGGUCCCAGUUACUCAAGGAGAUAUAAGAGGAAGUCUACGAGGCUUUCUGGGAAACAUUUUCUUUUUCCAAGAGAGAAGUGUUCAGAGGGAAAAUGUCCUUUCUCAGUUUGGCUCCCUCUUUGUGUUUUAGAUCUGGUCAUGUGAGGCUGCCUGGCUUGGAUUGUGAGGGCAUCUCUCGACAAUGAGGUGACAAGCCUGGGGAGGAAAAUCCACAGGCGAGAAGGCGGCAGAAUGGAGAGAUGGUCCUUCACGACUUCUUUGAGUCACCAGCUCCAGAUUUCCCGCCAACCUCCAGUCUUCUUGUUAUGUGAUCUGAUAUCAUUAUUUACUGCAGAGGCCACUGAGUGGAUGCUCUUACUUGUGUCUGAAAAUCCAGUUCACUAAAUUAAUCAAAAUACGGCACUCUUCUUUUGAAACCUUGCUCCAGAACAAAGUGGAAGGUAAUGAUGGGGUGCUUUUCAAAGUUCCAGGGAGGUGUCCCUACACAGCAGAGAGCUGUCCAAAGGAAUAUAGAUGUUGGCUGCGGGGAGAUUUGAGUUGCUGGACUCAGUCAGAACAGGUGUCCUCUCCCUUAUUUUAUCUUAAACAUGCAUGUCAUUUUUGCAUGCUACUCUAUGCGGUUCUUUCAGCCAGGGAACAUUGCUGAGCACCCGCUCACGUGCUGUAUGGAGCGCAGACUGCAAGGUGCGAGGGGCGGAGGUGAGAUGUGCUAGGCCUGAAUUCAAGAGGGGGAGCAGCCACAGGCCCCGCGAUGCCGGGGUGGCCUCUUGUAACGUUUUAACCGCUGACCUAAGUGGAUCCGCUCCUCUCCCGCCGCCCGCUCCCUGCCUGCAGCACAGGAUGGCGGCUGGCUUUCCCGAGUGGGCGCAGGUGAGCCACGCUUUGCUCUCCCAGGUGAGCCGCGGCUCGCUCUCCCGGUGAGGGCAAGUGAGCCACGCUCUAUGGGAAUCCUUCGAAUCUUCAUUCAAUUUCCAUCGCCUCCUUGUAUUUAUUUGGGAGUACUUUUAAAAAUGAAGCCUAUGCACAAUGAUGUAAUAAGCGUUUAUAGAACACCACUGUUCGGAGCUAGGGCCUAGGUGGCGGUGCCCGGGCCCAGGUGCCGCGCCCACGCCCCGCGCGCCGAACGCACGCACGCACGCACGCACUCACGUACUCACGCACGUACGUACGGCGCGAGCCUGAGGGCGACAGCAGCGCGCAGGCGCACGUCAGUCCCCGCGCUUUUCGGAGGCUGCCAGCGUCCCAGACCAGCCGCAGGAUAGCAGCAUCAAGGAGCAUUGUGUACAUGCAGAAGUGCACAGUACCUGGAAUGAAACUGCUUGUGUUCGAUUUCUGAUACCAUUCAUAACUGGCUGUGUGAUCUCAAAUAAGAAAACUGAAGAACCAGCUGGGCGCGGUGGCUCACGCCUGUAAUCCCAGCACUUUGGGAGGCUGAGGCGGGUGGAUUACCUGAGAACCUCUAAAAUGCAGACCUCCAGCUCUAGAUCUGUGCACCUGAGUGAAUGGCAGAAGAAUUACUUCGCAAUUACAUCUGGCAUAUGCACCGGACAGAAGGCAGAUGCAUACCGUGCACAGAUAUUACGCAUUCAGUAUGCAUGGGCAAACUCUGAGAUUUCCCAGGUCUGUGCUACCAAACUGUUCAAAAAAUAUGCAGAGAAAUAUUCUGCAAUUAUUGAUUCUGACAAUGUUGAAUCUGGGUUGAAUAAUUAUGCAGAAAACAUUUUAACUUUGGCAGGAUCUCAACAAACAGAUAGUGACAAGUGGCAGUCUGGAUUGUCAAUAAAUAAUGUUUUCAAAAUGAGUAGUGUACAGAAGAUGAUGCAAGCUGGCAAAAAAUUCAAAGACUCUCUGUUGGAACCUGCUCUUGCAUCAGUGGUAAUCCAUAAGGAGGCCACUGUCUUUGAUCUUCCUAAAUUUAGUGUUUGUGGUAGUUCUCAAGAGAGUGACUCAUUACCUAACUCAGCUCAUGAUCGAGACCGGACCCAAGACUUCCCAGAGAGCAAUCCUUUGAAACUCCUUCAGAAUGCCCAGCCACCUAUGGUGACUAACACUGCUAGGACUUGUCCUACAUUCUCAGCACCUGUAGGUGAGUCAGCUACUGCAAAAUUCCAUGUCACACCAUUGUUUGGAAAUGUCAAAAAGGAAAAUCACAGCUCUCCAAAAGAAAACAUAGGACUUAAUGUGUUCUUAUCUAACCAGUCUUGUUUUCCUGCUGCCUGUGAAAAUCCACAGAGGAAGUCUUUUUAUGGUUCUGGCACCAUUGAUGCACUUUCCAAUCCAAUACUGAAUAAGGCUUGUAGUAAAACAGAAGAUAAUGGCCCAAAGGAGGAUAGCAGCCUGCCUACAUUUAAAACUGCAAAAGAACAAUUAUGGGUAGAUCAGCAAAAAAAGUACCACCAACCUCAGCGUCCAUCAGGGUCUUCAUAUGGUGGUGUAAAAAAGUCUCUAGGAGCUAGUAGAUCCCGAGGGAUACUUGGAAAGUUUGUUCCUCCUAUACCCAAGCAAGAUGGGGGAGAGCAGAAUGGAGGAAUGCAAUGUAAGCCUUACGGGGCAGGACCUACAGAACCAGCACAUCCAGUUGAUGAGCGUCUGAAGAACUUGGAGCCAAAGAUGAUUGAACUUAUUAUGAAUGAGAUUAUGGAUCAUGGACCUCCAGUAAAUUGGGAAGAUAUUGCAGGAGUAGAAUUUGCUAAAGCCACCAUAAAGGAAAUAGUUGUGUGGCCCAUGUUGAGGCCAGACAUCUUUACUGGUUUAAGGGGACCCCCUAAAGGAAUUUUGCUCUUUGGUCCUCCUGGGACUGGUAAAACUCUAAUUGGCAAGUGCAUUGCUAGUCAGUCUGGGGCAACAUUCUUUAGCAUCUCUGCUUCAUCCUUAACUUCUAAAUGGGUAGGUGAGGGGGAGAAAAUGGUCCGUGCAUUGUUUGCUGUUGCAAGGUGUCAGCAACCAGCUGUGAUAUUUAUUGACGAAAUUGAUUCCUUGUUAUCUCAACGGGGAGAUGGUGAGCAUGAAUCUUCUAGAAGGAUAAAAACAGAAUUUUUAGUUCAAUUAGAUGGAGCAACAACAUCUUCUGAAGAUCGUAUCCUAGUGGUGGGAGCAACAAAUCGGCCACAAGAAAUUGAUGAGGCUGCCCGGAGAAGAUUGGUGAAAAGGCUUUAUAUUCCCCUCCCAGAAGCUUCAGCCAGGAAACAGAUAGUAAUUAAUCUAAUGUCCAAAGAGCAGUGUUGCCUCAGUGAAGAAGAAAUUGAACAGAUUGUACAGCAGUCUGAUGCGUUUUCAGGAGCAGACAUGACACAGCUUUGCAGGGAGGCUUCUCUUGGUCCUAUUCGCAGUUUACAAACUGCUGACAUUGCUACCAUAACACCGGAUCAAGUUCGACCCAUAGCUUAUAUUGAUUUUGAAAAUGCUUUUAGAACUGUGCGACCUAGUGUUUCUCCAGAAGAUUUAGAGCUUUAUGAAAACUGGAACAAAACUUUUGGUUGUGGAAAGUAAGUGGGAUACUUGGAAUCAAGGCAUCUCUGUAGUACAGUCUUCUUUAUUUUUUAGCAUAGAAAGUUGGGGAUGUGUUAAUUGUGUUUUUAAGAAUAUAUUCUAAAUUCUGUACUUCAAAUAAUAGCACAGAUUUUACAUCUGAUUGACAUAGUGUAUGUUAAUGUAAGUUUUGCUUUCCAGUGAUUACCUGAUAUGUAAGCCUAUUUGAACAAAGUGAGGAUGAACUUUUGUUUCUAAGAAGUCUUUAUCUUGAAGCUAUAUAACAUGAAAAGUGAGCUCAAAUUUUUUUUAGUUGAAGAUUACAUAUAAAGUUGUGUCUGAUUAAUAUUCAUCUUUUAUUGAAGAAAGUGCCUUCUGAUGGCCACAUAAUUCUUAAUGUCAGCUAGUAUAAUGGUUUACAUUUGGACAAAGUAUUGCUUAGUGUUAUUUAAGUAGAUUUAAGAUCUCAAAGCUAAAGUGCCAAUUUUUACUUUCUUCAGCCAAUUUGUUACCUCUUUUAUGGUUUUUAAUUUUUAUCAGGACUAACAUUUUCAGAAAUAGCAAGGUGUGAUCUAGUAUUAGAUUCACAGAACUGAAAGGUUAAUUAAGAAUGUUGGUUAUUUUCACGGGAGCGUGUGAUAUUUAACAUUAAUAUUUUAUUUGACACUACAGCCUGUAAUACUGCUCUCUUUCAAAAAUAAGUUUUCAGAUUUUUAUAACAGACCCAUUUUGUUUUAUGAAACAUGUUCAUUACAGAAACAUGAGAAAAUAGAGAUAAGUAAAAAGAAUAAAAGUCACUAUUAUCCUACCACUUUGCGGGACACACUAUUAAUAUUUAAGCAUAGAUUCUUCCAGAUGUUUUGUUUUAUACAGCAGUAGGAUUGUAUAAUGUAUUCUCUCUUGUAGCCUAUUCUUCAAAGCGUAUCUUCACUUUCCAUGUUAACAUAAAUGUCCUUUUAUGAUUGUCUAGGAUUCCAUGGAUGGAUGGACUAUAAUUGAGUCAUCUGGUAGAGCGCAUAUAGGACAGGACGCUAGGUUGUUUAUCUUUUGUUUAUUGUAAAGGAACUAUGUGGGAUGCAUUUGGUGAUCUUUUUAAAAAAUGUAUAAAUUUCUUGAGUAAUUCUUGGAUUAAAGAAUAUGCACUUUUUAAA
Molecule: messenger RNA, 11390 nt
Organism: Gorilla gorilla gorilla (western lowland gorilla)
Lineage: Eukaryota; Metazoa; Chordata; Mammalia; Primates; Hominidae
Gene: FIGNL1
Product: fidgetin like 1
Exons: 4
Coding region: 8236-10260 (674 amino acids)
Molecular function (GO): ATP binding; microtubule severing ATPase activity; ATP hydrolysis activity
Source: RefSeq, a predicted model, not a curated record